Molecule: messenger RNA, 1232 nt
Organism: Jatropha curcas
Lineage: Eukaryota; Viridiplantae; Streptophyta; Magnoliopsida; Malpighiales; Euphorbiaceae
Product: UPF0496 protein At1g20180
Source: RefSeq, a predicted model, not a curated record
UCCCUAAUUUUGAAAAUUACUUACUUAUGCUCGAUUAUUUUACUUCUUUAUUUUCAGAUAAGAAAGAAUUGAGGGAUGUCUGCCAAAGCUUGAACGUCAAUGAAGAAUAUGUUAGUGCCUUAAGAACACAAUCAUAUAUCGAUUUCUUUGCAAAAGCUCAAUCGCUUGUAAAUGAGCCGCCGUCGUCAUCAUCACCGUUAUCACCAUUUCCAUCUUCCUGCUAUAAAAAAUUCUCUGAAUUUCUUCUUGAACCAGAUCAAGAAACUAUACCUGCAAUUCUUGAAUCAACUACUAUUUUUUCGAAAAUACCUGAACUCAAAACCCUAAUCCUUAACUACUUUGAAAUAAGUGCUGAAGCUUCAAAAAUUUGCAGUCAUCUUCUCACAAACAUUUCCCAGAUUCAAUCUCAUUACCAAUACAUUCAACGAGUGAUCGACACUACUAUUGAUGAUUUUGAUUACUCACCGGAGAAGGUAAAGCUUAUUGUUUCAGAGCUAAACUCAUUUAUCUUUCAAAGAAACCCAUUUUCCUCUCCCAAUAAGCACGAAUUCAAGCUUAUUCAUGAAAAGUACUCAUUAGCAUUAAAUCACCUAAAAUUAAAAAGAAAAAAAGUAGCUCGAAAAAUAAAGCUUAUGACAUGUAUACACAAGGCAAGUGGAGUUUGCAUAACAGCAGCUUGUUGUUUAAUUGCAAUAUCAGCCAUUGUUUUAGCAGCUCACACUCUUACUGCUUUAGUGAUGGGGCCUGUAAUAUUUGGAUUUCCAUUAAAAAGCUUUAAGAAAAGCUUCGGAUUUUUAAGAAGUGGAUCAUAUCUUAUGAAAGGUUGCCAGCAACUUGAUGUUGCAGCUAAAGGAACUUAUAUACUAAAUAGGGAUUUUGACACCAUGAGCAGACUUGUCGGUAGGCUUCAUGAUGAAGUUGAACAUAAUAAGGAAGUGAUUAAGUUUUGCUUGGAGAGAAGAGAACAUAAGUUUUUUCUGCAAGUAGUGAAAGAGCUGAAGAAGGGUGACGUUGGGUUUAGGAAGCAAAUAGAGGAGCUUGAAGAACAUAUUUAUCUUUGUCUUUUAACAAUUAAUAGAGCAAGAGGUUUAGUUAUUAAGGAAAUGACUACAAUUUCUAGUUUAGAUAGUUUGAGAUAGCAUGCUACUCUUAAAUAUUAAUUUCAGAGGAGUGGUAAAUAUUGUAUUAUGUAAAAAAAAAUUUGUUUUUGUACAUAUGUAUGACAAUUGAGC